This is a messenger RNA of Coniophora puteana RWD-64-598 SS2, 2045 nucleotides long. Its product is annotated as glycoside hydrolase family 5 protein. Gene Ontology annotation, biological process: glucan catabolic process. Gene Ontology annotation, molecular function: hydrolase activity, hydrolyzing O-glycosyl compounds. The record is from RefSeq and is a predicted model, not a curated record. Bases 896 to 1894 code for a protein of 332 amino acids. Lineage: Eukaryota; Fungi; Basidiomycota; Agaricomycetes; Boletales; Coniophoraceae. The transcript is spliced from 11 exons.
GGCCGAAGCUUGCUUGAGGAUAGUUCAGCUAUCAUUCAUGACCCAUGAUGAAGUGCCAUUGGCUGCGAGGGACAUGUUGGAGACAUGCGCGCGCCUCUCACUUGAGGCUGGGAGUCAUUCUGGUGCCCUGCUACUAUCUCGAGCUUCAAGAUGCACUGCAUGAAUGAGUCUUGGGAUGUAUUUAAAACAUAAGUGGCAUCGUUUGCUAGCUUGACCUACUUUAUUCGAAUUGUUCAUAGGCUCUUUUAUGUGCCUUAAUGGCCUCUCUCUUCUAGGGCAUUUAGGAAGGGCACCCGAGGAACGCAGAAGGCCCCGGUGGAUAUGGCAUUAGUUUACAUUCGCCAGAGAAACUGGUAACCCAUGCGGUCCUUCUGAGGUACAUCACAAGGUUCGCAAUCGGAUGAGGCCACGAGGUGUUAGCUCGGGCGGGUCUGAGAGUAGACGUGGUGCAGAGGAACUGGGAGACAAGCAGUUCUCUUUGUACAGCUUGCGCUGGCAGCAGGCCACUGGGACCAGGAAAGUGACAUAAUCCAAUAUCUUGGUUGAAGGAUGUCCCUACUGUAACUAGGUCCAGGUCUGUUGGCAACGCGGUAUGACUCCCUGUGGCACCGCGGAUCACCCUCGUCGAUCACCUUGCAGCAUAUGACACAGCCUAUUACCAGCUAUUACCCCGUUGCACCAGCCCAGGGUACCCAUGAAUUAUCCGCAAUCUUGUUGCAAUGGCACGUAUGCCACAGCACGUCUAUAGUUCAUGGUUGCUACUAUACUUCGGAUUUUCCUCGCCCUUAUCUUCCAGACCGCAAGAAUAUAAAAGGCCUUUAUGUCGAAGCUAAAGGGAUUUCGUCCCAACACAAGUCCUUUUUGACCUACCCCAAUCAGAACUCCGCCGUAUAAUAUGAAGUUCCUUUCUCUACUCGCUUUAGCCGUUUCCUCAAAGGUGGCUUUCGCUGCUCUUGGACCUCUGGGAGGUCUGAACACCGCGGGUUGGGACUUCGGUGUGGGUACUGACGGCAACCUCGCCGCCGGAAGUGGUGUUGCCCCACCUCCCGACCAGUUCGCCCAUUUCGCCUCCCAAGGUGUAAACAUAUUCCGCAUUCCGUUUGCAUGGCAGCUCAUGACCCCAACGCUCGGCGGAGACAUCGACGAAGGGUGGUUCUCUCAGUAUAGCGCUUCUGUGCAGGCCGCUAGGACGUCUAGCACUAACCCAUAUGUCAUCGUUGACGUGCACAACUACGCGCGCUGGAACGGCGGUAUCGUUAACCAGGGCGGGCCAAGCAACGACCAGUUUGCCGAUUUCUGGGGUAAGGUCGCGGGCAAGUUCAAGGAUGACGACCAUAUCAUUUUCGGUGUCAUGAACGAGCCUCAUGACUUGGACGUUCCCACUUGGACGCAGAGUGUUCAAGCUGCUAUCAAUGCUAUUCGUAGCGCGGGUGCGAAUUCGCAGUAUAUCUUGAUGCCUGGAUCCAGCUACUCGAGCGCUGGUGCCCUCCCUACGGAAGCAGGGCCGGCUCUCGUUAAGCUCACUGACCCCGCCGGCGGAGUUGAGAAACUCCUCUUUGAUGUCCACUAUUAUCUUGACUCUGACAGCAGCGGCACUCACACUGACUGUACUAAGAACGGCGUCGACGAUCUGACCAACCUCGUCAACUUCUUGAAGUCGAACGGCAACCGCCAGGCCAUCCUGAGCGAGACCGGAGGCGGAAGCACGUCCUCCUGCGAGACUGACCUCAACCAGGAGCUUGCGUAUGUCAAGAACAACGCGGAUACCCUCAUUGGCUUCACGGCCUGGGCUGCCGGUGCCUUUGACACCAGCUACACUUUGUCGCUGACGCCCAAUGCUGAUGGCUCCGACCAGGCGAUCUGGACCCAGGGUGUGAAGCCCAACUUGCCAUGAGCUGGCCUCGGAUGAAGAUCUCUUCGACUAAUGUUGCAUUGAAAUCGACGAGUCUGUAUACUGUAGUUGUGUUUCUAGCCCAUGUUCGUAGAUCGAAACUUAUUUAUUGGAGAAAUUGUCACCUCCAUAUUAGACACAAUAUACCUUUUUG